Molecule: messenger RNA, 1284 nt
Organism: Paramecium pentaurelia
Lineage: Eukaryota; Ciliophora; Oligohymenophorea; Peniculida; Parameciidae
Source: the annotation of a GenBank genome assembly
AUGAAGCAAGAAUACUUUGAAAAUAGAUAACAAGCACUCUGUCUUAAAUAUCAACCUACAAGUACAAAUAAUUAUCGCAAUCAAUUAUUUUGGCAACCAUAAGCAGAUAAUCUUAAUAGUACCUUAAUGUUGGCUUAAAGAAUAUUCAGAGAAUAUAAGUAAAGUAUUUAUUGGAUCUAUUGAACCCGUAGCUAAGUUUUAAGUUCGAAAAGUUUCUGCCAUUCAACAAUAAUAAUAAGAAAAAGAACCAGAAUAAAAAAAGCAAAAAACAACCAUUAUGGACACUAAAAGAUUUCAUAUGUAUAGUCACCCAAAAAAUACUAAAGUUAAACAACUAAACUCUACAGCAAACAAUUCAUUUUAUUCAAAGAAAAGCACAGAAAAAUAUUAAUAAUCUCCCAUUAAACCUAAGACUGCCAAUACAAUUUCUAGACCUAAACGAAUAUUACCUAAAUAAAUAUCAAUUUCACCAAUAGAAAGUGUCGGUCCAUUAGUUUCUGCAUAAAGUUGGUGCAUCAUUAAUGGAAAGAAUGGCCAAUUGAUGAGUGGCUACAAUCAAUAUAAAAGUAGACAAAUGGCUUCAAUCACUAAAAUCAUGACAUGUUGGUUAGCACUGAAACUCACAUAGCAAUUUUAAUUGGACCUUGAUAAUACAUACUUCACAGUGCCAGAAAAAGUAGUUCAUAGCUUAAAUAUAGGCAGAAAGGAUUGGAGGUACAACAGCUCAACUCUAAAGUGGUGAUAAACUCAGUAUUAGAGAUCUACUCUAUGGGUUAAUGUUACCAUCUGGUAAUGAUGCAGCAAUAUCCAUACAACACAAUUUCGAACUUUAUAAAGGUUGUGACUUCAUUUAACAAAUGAAUCAAAAUGCUUAAGAUAUUGGAAUGGAAUUGACAUCCUAUUCUAAUCCACAUGGUAUUAUUUAUAUAAUAUAAAGGAUUGUAUCAUGAAGCUAAUUACUCUUCUGCAUAUGAUAUUGGUAUCUUAACUUAUAAUGCCUUGUAAAAUCUACAAUUCGCAAGCAUAGUCAAGACCAAAAUAUAUUUUAGUGAAAUCGAAGAUAAAUUUGGAGAGUCUAAAGAAAUCUUUUGGGAAAACACUAAUAAAAUGUUAUACCAAGGAUUUAGGGGAGUUAAGACUGGUAUAACAAAAGAGGCAGGUCCAUGUGUUGUAGAGUAUUUUGAGGAUAACUAAAAUUCAUACAUAAUAGUACUGUUAAAUUGUAGAUCAGUAGAUCAAAGAUGGCAAGAUACAAUGAAAUUAUUAGAUUGGAUAAGAUAAUGA